Messenger RNA from Mobula hypostoma (lesser devil ray), 2278 nucleotides. RefSeq names its product tetratricopeptide repeat domain 4 (gene ttc4). The record is from RefSeq and is a predicted model, not a curated record. Gene Ontology annotation, molecular function: Hsp70 protein binding; Hsp90 protein binding. The transcript is spliced from 10 exons. The coding region runs from base 76 to 1251 and encodes 391 amino acids. Gene Ontology annotation, biological process: protein folding. Gene Ontology annotation, cellular component: cytosol; nucleus. Lineage: Eukaryota; Metazoa; Chordata; Chondrichthyes; Myliobatiformes; Myliobatidae.
GAAGCACGCUUUCCUGAAUGGGACCAACUGCCUAAUCUCCAGUGUAUUAUCUGUGGACGUCCUGCUGGGGCCGCGAUGGCUUCUGCGACUGUUCCAGAGGAAGAGGAUGGCAUGGACGAGUUCAUCGAACAGUUCAAGGGGAAGAAGUACAAAGAUGGUUUCAAUGAGGAUAAUUGGGAAGAGGAGUUUGACAAAAUUCCAAUGUUUAUGAAAAAGGCACCAGAAGAACUUGAUCCUAUGGAGCAUCCAGAACUUGCCUGCAUCCAAACUAUAUUGUACGAUGAGGAUCAAUCUCCAGAAGAACUUGCAAAAACAUACAAGAAUGAAGGAAACCAGUACUUCAAGGAAAAGAAUUAUAAAAAAGCAGUCGUCUCUUACACAGAGGGUCUGAAGAGGAAAUGCUCUGACACAGAGCUAAAUGUUAUACUUUAUACAAACAGAGCCGCAGCACAAUUUUACUUGGGUAAUAAUCGAUCAGCAUUAAAUGACGUGAUUGCAGCUCGGAAACUGAAACCAAAUCAUUUGAAAGCAAUAAUCAGAGGAGUUCUUUGCUACACUGAACUUAAAAAUUACAGUAGUGUAAUAGCUUGGUGUGAUGAAGGCCUCCAGCUUGAGCCAAAAGAAAAACAACUUAUUGAACUGAGGGCCAAAGCUGAUAAACAGAAGCGUGUUGAAGAGCGUAAUCUAAGGAAGGCAAAGUUGAAGGAGAAAAAGGAACGAGUGCAAGCAGAGGCUUUACUGAAAGCCAUCCAGGAAAGAAAUAUCAAAUUAUUUCAGCCUUCAGAGCUGUUAAGUCAAAACUCUGACGAUGAAGGUGAUGAAAAGGAGGGUGACAGCAUAUUAAGGACACUGCACAAUGGAGUAAGUGCUGAGUGCGGCCAGGUAGUGCACCUGGAUGAAAAUGGCAGCUUACAUUGGCCUGUACUGUUCCUAUAUCCAGAGUAUGAACAAAUGGAUUUCAUCUCAGCUUUUCACGAAGAUGCCCGGUUUAUUGAUCAUUUAUCGGUAAUGUUUGGUGAGAACUUGCCGCCUUGGGAUACUGAAAAAAAAUAUGAGCCAAAUAAUUUGGAGCUGUAUUUUGAAGAUGAGCAGUCUGGAGAUCUUUUCUUGGUGGACCCAGUGUGCACCCUGCGCCAGGUGUUAAGUCAUCCCAGAUAUGUUGUGAAGGCUGGCAAUCCACAAAUUAUCAUUCUGGCUCGAGGUUCAUCGUUCUGUGAAGACUUUCUAUCAGGGAAAAAUCUUCAAAAUUAAAUUGUGUAAAUUUGUAUUUAAAUCAAGUCUGCAACGGGAACUGACUACUUGCAGAAAAUAAAGAAAUGGUCCUAAAACAGUCCUUCAUGCUGAAGCAGUGAUUCACUGUUUACACUGUGUCCUCUUGUACAGUGGAGAGAUUAAAUGCAGACUGGGUGUUUACUGUGUGGAGCACCUGCAAGGACACCCAAAAACUGGUUUAAUUUAUCUCCCAUUCCCACACUGAACUGUCUGGUCUGCAUUUAUAGGAUGCUGCUAUACACCUCUGGAACAGUACCUCUCUAUCCGGGUACAUUAUUGCCAAAAGGACUCAAAAUCAAAUUCUACAACUUUUAGGUAAUUUGCUCUGUCUGUUCCAAAACUGGCUACUUCUGUAUGUCAUCUUUGGCGACAGGGGUCAAUUUUAUUUUACUCUCCAUUAGCACUUAGAGCUCUGCAUUUCAGAUUCAGUUGUGUGUAUUCUCACUAACUGUCCCAUUAACUAGUGUCUCCUCCCUGUGCCAAUUGUAGCCUUAGCCUAUGAGAGAUAUUCCCUCUGCCCUAUUCAUUCCCCUCUUCCCUCUGUUUAUUGUCUCAUUGUUUAUCUUUCCACAGAUACUACCUGACCUACUGAGUGUUUGCUGCAAUUUUCAGUAUCUGCAGUUUUCUUUUCAUUAAGUGCUCAUUACUGCACACAGGUAUCUAUGGAAUUUGACUCGGGAGACAACUAUUCACCAAGGAUGUAGUCCUGCAAGUAUCCUUGCACAUAUUAAUUAAAUAUGGGUGUUUUUUUUUCCUACCAUCUUUUGCAGUGUUUCAAAUACUCGCUCCUCUAAUUGUGGGGAAAAUAAAUCCUCAUUUCCUCCCCCAUCCCAUAUAACUGUUUCCUAUUCUUUUGAACCCUCUGUCAAGGGAAAUGUAUCCUUCGUAUUUUCUCAAUCUGGGCCCUUUAUACAGUUCCCGGAAUAAAUUGAAAAUAAUUACCAUUGUUCUAUUACAAAAGUGAUUUACCGCAGGUGCUGGAAAUAGGCUUCAGGUGAGAUAUUAC